Molecule: messenger RNA, 5716 nt
Organism: Vanessa atalanta (red admiral)
Lineage: Eukaryota; Metazoa; Arthropoda; Insecta; Lepidoptera; Nymphalidae
Product: E3 ubiquitin-protein ligase MARCHF5
Exons: 4
Coding region: 295-1281 (328 amino acids)
Molecular function (GO): zinc ion binding
Source: RefSeq, a predicted model, not a curated record
AAAAAUGAAAUAGUGCCAUUGACAAGUUGUCAAGUGCCAAGUUAAUUGAAAGAUUAUCAAAGGAAAGUUAUGUCGAAGUCGAACUGUCGUCUUGAUUGACGACCUGUCGGUGACGAAAACGAAAAACACAUUGAUUUCAAAAGUCAUACAUUACAGAGACCAAUCAUUUGACUAAUAAGUUUGUUUUAGUAAUUAUAGUGUUGUUCCCACAAUAUAUUUUAACCCCUUAAUAUUAAUUCUUAGUGUUUUUUGUAUUACUAUCCGUUUUUCGCCUGUGUAAAUACGCAAUUUAUAAUGCCUAGUGAGGACAAAGCAGUUUUUGGACAGCAAGGUUCAGAAGGAGUUAAUACACAAGCGUUGCAAUCUCCAGAAGACGAAAAUGCUAAGUCUUGUUGGGUUUGUUUCGCCACGGAGGCCGACGAUAGGCUCGCUGCUUGGGUUCAGCCGUGCAAAUGCAUUGGCACUACGAAAUGGGUUCAUCAGAGUUGUCUCCAGCGGUGGGUAGAUGAGAAACAACGUGGAAAUAUAAGCAGAAAAGUAUUGUGUCCUCAGUGUAAAGCAGAAUAUAUUGUUGUCUUUCCUUCAAUGGGCGCUUUUGUUGCACUACUCGAUGCUUUGGAAGAGAUCACAUAUAAAAUAAGCCCGUUUAUAGCUGGCGGUGUCUUACUAGGCUCAAUAUACUGGAUAGCGAUUACUUAUGGUGCUGUUACUGUUAUGCAGGUGGUUGGCCAUAGAGAAGGUCUAGAAAUGAUGGAGUCAGCCGAUCCGCUGGUGCUACUCGUCCUGUUACCAACAAUACCAGUAACACUGAUCAGCGCUAAGAUGUACAACUGGGAGGACUCGGUGCUUCUCUUCUUGAGAAAAUAUUGUGCAAAGAUCCCAGCUCUUGCGUAUAUACUACCGUUUGGAAACGUGGAGGGUGACAGGGGUGCGAUCGUAUCAGGACAAAAUAGCAACGCAAAUCAAAAUGGAAACUCAAAUUUAUCACCAACUAGAAUAUUUUGUUCCGCAUUGCUAUUACCGACAAUUUCAACAUUAAUCGGCAAAAUAUUUUUCCGUUCAGUUCAAAAUAACCUCCACCGAACCAUACUAGGUGGUCUGACGUAUAUCACAAUCAAAGGAGCUCUCAAAAUUUAUCACAAACAAAUGUUAUAUAUUAGACAUUCGAGUAGGAAAAUUCUAGAUUACACAGAGUCGAAUUUAAAAUUAUAUAGAAGUGCAAUGACUUCGAAUACAACUGAUGUCGUUUCCAGUACCAACGAUUCUGAACAAGUUAUAUAAAUUUUUAGAAAUGGUUAAAAAUAACGUUAUUUUUUUAAACGUAAAUCGUGUGACGAAACGUAUUGUAACGGUUGUACUUACAGUACAUAUGGCAUGUGAUAAACACGUAAUUGACUGUUGUGUAUUUUUAUUCUACUUUUUUUAUAAGAUAACUUAUAAUUCUUUUAUUUUAUUGCGCUAGAAUAAUAAAAAAAAUCAUUAUUCUGCGAUGACAAGUUUUUUUUAAUAAUAGCAGCUUCUAUAAAUAAAUGAAUACUAUAUUUUUUAAUUUGGUUUUUAAUUGAUCAGUUUUACAUUAUAAUCAAACGGAAUAUGUUGCUUUAAUUAAAUUAAAAACAAAAAUUAAUGAAUAACAAUUCAAUACUCUCUACAUAUUUAGGAAAUAAACGAAGUAAACGACUUGGAAUACACCGUCUAAAGAUGCAUGUAAACGUAUAAAUACUUUUAUUAUAUUGUACUUGCCUAUAGAAAAAUACUAGUAUUGCUAAACUAUUUUACUGUUUGUUCGUUAUUUUUAACACGUGGCAACAACUACGGAACGCGUUAAUACGCCGUACGAACAUUUUUAUGUGCCUUAGUUUAAUUUUCUUAUGAAAUAUUGAAAAAAAUAAUAAAAAUUAUAUACCAGACUUAUUUACUUGAAUAAGUUGGCCCAUAUAAAUUUUAUUACCCGCGGUUUAUUUUUACAUUUUUAAAAUAUCAAUUUUAUUUCAUUUCGUUAAUCGACAUAUUGCAUAAUUUAUUGCAUUAUGAAUCGGCACGUUUUUUUUUUUUUUUGUAUAAAAAAGAUAUAUUCAAUACUUUAUUUCGAUAAAAGCCUCUUUGAAAUAAUUUUGGAUAACGAGAUUGAUCGAAAAUGAUUCGAUAGUUUAACCAACCAAUUUUUUCAUAAGGUAAUAUCAUUUGGCGGCACCUAAUUUGACGUAGCGAGUUAAAAUAUUCACAUUUAACAACCGAAUACGACAUCAUGUGGACCGAUCUGCUUCACUUCCACAGAUAUACCAAAUAACGCAAGUAGAAAAUAUGUCCGUCCAGUUGUCGGUUUUCAGUUGCAUAACAAAGGGAUAGAUAAAUACAUAUUUAUAUUUACCGUCCACUCUCGGUUCGAUCAAUAGCAAUACACUAUUUGCGAUAUUUUGGCAUAUUUGAGUUAUUUGUGCGUUUAAUAUAUGUGUGCAUUCAUAAUGUUCGUAAUAUGUAUUUGCAAAUACACUGAAUAUUUGACAAAGUGAUAUCGCUGCGAAAAUACGCUAAGUCUAGUGGAGUGUUGCCAUUAAACUAAAAUUUUCAUUUAAAAGAAAAAAAUCUGUUUAAUUAUUUGUAUAAUCUACAGUAAAAUAUAGCAAUGCAAAGAGAUCCUUUUCGAGGAAGAACUGAGAAACUAGUAUACGAUUUUCAUAAAUUGUAUAUCUUUGCUUUACGCCAACCUUUGUAAUCGCCAUUUUUAUAUUUUGUAUAAUAAUAUAUGUAUGUAAAAUCUGUGCCUGUAACAAAAGAAACUAUUAGCUGAGCCGAACAGUUAUGUUUUAAUCAUUAGAAAUUUAAUUAAUUAGUAAGUAUGUUAAAUUAUUUGAGUGUUGAUUAAUUUAAACAAUAUUAUUAAAACAACACUAAUACUAAAAUGUAAAUAAAAAUAGCUUAUGUCAAAAAUAAAAGAAAAUUAUAUAAAUAUUGAAAAAUAAAUUGGAUGGUCCGUCCAUUCAGCCAUCGUGUUUUUGUUUUAUUGAAAAUUGUAAAUAUUUUUCUAUCGUAACAUAAAAAUAUAGAAUAAUACUAAAUAUCUAAAUAUAUUUUGUCUGUGCUCUUUUAUAGCUGUGAUCAUAAUUAAACAAUAAAAAAUAUUAUAUCAUCGCUUUGCAAAAUGUAAUAGAAAACAAAUCUCACAAACAAAUAUUAAAUAAUAUGAAUUCAUUGUAAUAAUAUCAUCAUAUAAAUAUACAUUAAAAUAUGUAUAAAGUCAUAAAAAAAUCUCUAUUUUCUUCUAUAUUUAGAAUAUAAACAUUGAGUUCGGACUGAGAGAAGCUUCUAGUUCUAAAUUAAGCUACUGCAUAUAACAUCGUGAAGUUAUUAUGUUACAAUUUUUUACAAUUGAUUUGUGUCGAUUAUUGUCACCGUGUUUGCGUUUAAUAUUGCGUGGUAUUCAUACUAAAGUCUAUUCCAAUUGAAGAAGGAAUAAAGAUAAACGUAAAAAAGAUUUACGUUUGCUACGCGAUAUGCUAAUAGAUCAAGUAUUUUAAACGGGAUAUUUACCAGUUUUUUAUUUUUAUUUAGUGGAGCUCGAUAUUUCGACAUUAUCUACGAAUGUCUUGUUCACGAGAAUCUUGAAAAUCUUAUGCUUCCAAAGUUCCGAUAGUAGUGUUGAAUAUCAUAGAUUAUUCAAGCUCUCGACCAAUGAUAUUGCGUCAAUUCUAUGUCAUGUUUAUUUCACUUUUAUCCUCUUGUUGGUUGGAAUAGACAAUAGCUAUGAUCAAAGAGUAACCUUAAUGAGAUUAAGAUUAAUUUUCGCUAUAACAGAUUAUUUCUUCUAGCUGAAACUGCUUGAAUACUACUUAAUGUAGAAACUACUUGUACGCAUAGCGUUGUCAUUACACGAUGGAAGUCUCACAUAACUGACUACUCUAAAAAGAAAUAAGGCGAGUACAAUAAAUAGCUUUACCUUUAGGUCUGUAAUAAAAUACCGCAGUGCUCAAUGAAAGCCUGUAACGAAGACCAAUCAGUACUUUUGGUACAACGGUCCUCAUGAUAGCUGAGUCUUGUAUUAUCUUCAAAGCUGGAUAAUUCGUUCAAUCCAUUCUCCAUGUUUAUAGUUUAGAAAUCUACCAUGACAAAUUAAUAUUUUUAGAUAGACAGGCAAUCAAUAUUAUUACUAGCAUAUUGAAUGCCAAAUUGUCUAACUUUAUUGUAAAAUUGUAUUUUUAACGCUGUCCUGGUAAAGAGACUCGUAGGGUUUGGUCGUCAUAAGCGUGAAGGAUUAAAAUCUAUUUUAUCAAAUAUUAAUCGCGAGAACUUGUCACUUUAUAAUGUAUAAUAUGUUACCAUAAUAUUAAAUUAUAGAAUCUGUGACAACACUAUGGGAAUAAAAUAUAUAUAUUAUUAAUGAUGUUUCUUUAGAUAAAUUAACUGAUUUUCAUGAAAAUCUGUUUUUUCCACUUUGUUUUAAAUAUCUAUCAUUUCGGCAGUUAAGCACUUUUUAAUUUUAUUCGUUUCUGACAGAUCUGCUGCUCUAAACAUUAACUACUAAUAGUUAACAGCUACUAAUGUAUACAUUCCAAUGUCAGGAAGAGUAAAAAAAACAAAACUUAGAUUUACAUAUUCCAUGUGAUUUUUCUAUUAGCUCAGCUUAAAACAGUUCCUGAUAUAUAUUGUACUAUUCCACUUAACGACUGCUUCUACAGUAACGAUCAAAGUCUAUCGAAAUUCAAAACCAAACGUCAAUAUCAUGUCAAUUUAUUUAAUUUAAAAGAAGUUUAUUUAAUUUAACUCCUCCUGUCAUUGGAAUAGGCAGCAGUUAUUACAUGGCGCUUAUUAUAUUAUAUAUUUUGUAAAAACGUUUAUUCUUUUGUUUUGUACAGUUAUCGUAAUAGACAUAUUGAAAUGUAUUAUAAGUCUUAUUAAUUAUUAUCCCUACAUAUUAUUUCAGUGAAAAUUACUUCAAUCGACUGACUAUAAUUAUUCGUUUUAAUGUCUUGGUAAUGUUAUGAAAACUAUUGAACAUUCUUACAGCUUUUAUAUGAAAAUACUGCGUCUCCUUCUUUCAAAUGUCAAAUCUAUUAUGACAGAAUGAGAUGAACUAGUGUAUAGCUCAAUACUCAACUAAAUGGUCUUAAGUACUUAAUCCCUCUGUAGGUACUUACAAAUACACCGGUAGACCUAAUGCGACACUUACGUCUUGAGUGUCAUUACUUGCUCGUAUGUUUGCCUAUUAUAUACUAAAAAAUAUAUUCAUAUACUUAAAACAAAAAUAACGUUCAAGUAAAUAGUUAUAGCCAAUUAUAAUGUUCGCGAAUACUAUACAAUUAGGGUAAUAGCCCAAUGAUACUACUUAUCUACCAAGCAAUCCUCUAUUUCCGUUAAAGUUGCAUAGCGUUUAAUUUAAUAUAAAGCAACAACAAACAAAAUCAUUAACCUUAUAAUGAUAAUCUAAUUCAUUAUCAUAAAAACUUUAUCAAUAAGUAUAUCAAUCGUAUCUUAUCAAACACGGUAAAUAAUAGAGUGCAGUGUAUAACCAUUUGCACUUGUGUUCGCGCGUGUUAUCAGUAGCGAAAAGAUUGCAUUUUCAAACAAGCUUAUCAAGCGGGUGAAACAAUUGUCGGUAAUUAGACGUGUUUCAGUUUUUAAUACGUGUUUAUCUUUAAUUUGGUGUGAGGUCCAUAUUGCGGUAUUAUUAUUUUUGCUGGAAUCAACAGUUGGUUUAUUUCUUCACUUGUAAGAGUAC